Messenger RNA from Malania oleifera, 555 nucleotides. Its product is annotated as proline-rich receptor-like protein kinase PERK8. Bases 1 to 555 code for a protein of 184 amino acids. The record is from RefSeq and is a predicted model, not a curated record. NCBI's taxonomy places the organism in Eukaryota, Viridiplantae, Streptophyta, Magnoliopsida, Santalales, Ximeniaceae. The transcript has 3 exons.
AUGAUUGAUGUCAAGUCCUCCAAUGAGAGUGAGAUGGAGGUUCGUACUGAGGAGAUACCACCACCAACCACUACUGACACGUGUGAGGCGGGGUCCCCCGUGCGAUCUACUAAGUCACUUCCUACCCCCACUGAGGUACCCUCCAUUGAUGUACCCUCCUCUGCAGAGCCAGCCAGAACCCAUUCGGGUUUGGGUCCUUAUAGGGCAGCCACCUCAUCUGCUCCACCGCCACUUGUUCCCCCGCGUGCAUCUGCUACACCUGCGACUCCUUCCUCGCGCGCCCCACCUCCUGCACCGGCACCACAAACUCCAGUUGCUCGUGUGCCACCCCCACUCCUGCUUUGCCCUAGUGGCCAUCUAUGUCAGGCAGUUUUUUUUAUGAGUCCGCUUCGAGUCCGUGAUCUGAUGCGGCUCACCGGUCUGAUGAAAAUGAAGUUGCAAGAAGCCAAUGGAGUAAUUGGGAAGCACAAAGCUCAAUUAGAUGCUCAACCAAGCCCCCAAUGCCGUAGUUCAUCAAAGAAAACAAGACCUUACUCGACCAUGUGGUGUGACUAA